AUGUGCCUCCUUAUUGGUUUUAUCAUCAUUCUUUACGUCUCCUAUCGUUUAUAUCAACAUUUCUAUCCAACACCAAACAUCAGUCCCAAUGGUAAAUACAUUUUAAUAUCGGGAUGUGACACUGGGUUCGGUCAUGGACUAGCUAUUGAACUUGAUAGGCAAGGUUUUAAUGUUCUGGCUGGUGUAUUUUCUCCUGAUAACAUCAGUUCUCUCCAAAAGGAACUUUCAUCGCGAGCUACUGUCUUUCGACUUGAUAUUACUAAACAAGAUGAUAUUGAUGCUGCAUUUGAAUUAGUCAAAGAAAAAACUCAAGUUCUUCAUGGGCUUGUUAACAAUGCCGGGAUUUCUAUCAGUGGCUAUGUUGAUUGGAUGUCUAUGGAAUCUUUACAUAAAGUAAUGGAUGUAAACUUCUUUGGACAUGUUGGAAUGACAAAGAAAUUCUUACCAUUACUUAUUGCGAAACGUGAUUCACGUGUUGUGAAUAUUUGUUCCGUAGCUGGCUAUCUGGCGUUAUCAAAUAUGACUGCUUAUUGUGCAUCGAAAUAUGCACUUGAAUCAUUUUCUGAUUGUCUUCGUCGAGAAAUGGUUCCAUGGGGUUUACGUGUUAGUAUUAUUGAACCAGGAUUUAUGCGAACAAAAAUUAUUGAAGGAGACGGAAGAUCUUUUUCAGACUUUUGGCAGAAUCUUUCGACUGAUGUUCAAGAACGAUGGGGUGAAGAUUUCACUAAAGCUAGAUUGGUUGCUGCAAGAAAUAACUUAUUCUUGAAACAUGCUGAAGAUCCUAUGAAAGUUGUGCGAGCUCUUCAACAUGCCGUCGCAAAUACAAUGCCUCAUAUUCGCUAUCGACCUGGUUGGCAAUCAAGUAUGAUAUUUUUUCCAUUGUCGAUGCUACCGGCUUGGAGUGUUGAUUGGUUUUUUGGCAAGUUGAUGAAAUCAACACUGGCUCCUGCAAGCAUCUCCAAACAACACAAAGAAUAA
Molecule: messenger RNA, 978 nt
Organism: Rotaria socialis
Lineage: Eukaryota; Metazoa; Rotifera; Eurotatoria; Philodinida; Philodinidae
Source: the annotation of a GenBank genome assembly